Molecule: messenger RNA, 833 nt
Organism: Thecamonas trahens ATCC 50062
Lineage: Eukaryota; Apusomonadida; Apusomonadidae
Exons: 3
Coding region: 42-833 (263 amino acids)
Source: RefSeq, a predicted model, not a curated record
CGAGUACCAGUCAGAUUCGUCGUGCACCGACACCGACACAGAUGUCGGUGUCGGUGGCGUCGUACGCCGCAGGGGUGACAGCCGAGGGCCUGUGGCUGCCACGGGUGGCUCGGGUCACGGCUCCGGCUCAGGAGGGCCAGGUGGACGGGCUCGAUGAUGUCAUUGACCCGCACUUUACCCCGGCUGUCCGUGGCUGGCGUGGCGUGCGGUCGUUCACCCCGGGCUCACCAGGCAUGGGUCUCUCGCGCUCGCCCUUCCCGCUGGCAUCGGCGCCGGUGGUGGCAUUGGCUGGCUCACGAGCCGAUGAGCUGCAUGCUGCGGUGGCGUCACCGGCAAGGGUCACACCGGCUCGUCCACGGUUGGCCACAGCUGAUCUGGACGCCUCGUCGCGGCUCUCGCGCUCGGCGCUCGGCGGCGCGUCGAUGCUUGGCGGCGGCGGCGGCUCGCUGCAUCACUCGGUCCUGCUCUCCGAGUCUGGCAUGGUCCGCGACCCGGAAGAGUUCCCACCGCCCGCCCGCGAUGCUGGCCCAUUCGACCGGCCCAUUGUCAUCAAGGAGGACCCGAACCUCCGCCCGCUCGCUCUGCCGGGCGCGGACAACGGCGACGAUGCGAGCAACGACCGCUCCGAGCUCCGUAAUGCCCAGCUGUUUGGCGCACAUCGGCCGACACGCAGCGUUCUCUCGCGCACCGCCCGAGCCCGCUCGCUCAUCGCCGCCUCCCACUCGGCGCCCGCCGAAGAAUCGUCAGCGCCGCCGGCGGCCUCCCGCCGCCCGGCCUUUGCCUCUCCCUUCAAGGAGCGUCCGCCGCGAGCCAAUCCCUUUGCCUUUUGGUGA